Lineus longissimus is the source of this 1107-nucleotide messenger RNA. Its product is annotated as COMM domain-containing protein 2-like. The record is from RefSeq and is a predicted model, not a curated record. Bases 80 to 679 code for a protein of 199 amino acids. The transcript is spliced from 5 exons. Lineage: Eukaryota; Metazoa; Nemertea; Pilidiophora; Heteronemertea; Lineidae.
AGGAAACCCUAUACAAUUUUCCAGGAAGUCACCUUCUGCUGUCACUUUUUCACUGUUUUAGAGAAAAUAAAGCAUCAGAAUGUUGCUUGUGUUAGAUGAUGUCCACAAGCAACAUCUGCAGUACAUAACAGAAGUCAGCGUUGAUGUGUUGGCAGAGUUCUGUCGGAUGUCUGUUGAGUUUAUCAAGAAAGGUGCUAACCCCAAAGUUUACCAAGGUGCUGCGCAGAAACUAGGAGUAGAAGUGCACAUUGUUCAACAUGGUAUCCAGGGUCUAAUGCAUUUGUUGGAAGAGAGUUCUAGACUGUUGUUGAAUGACAUUGAUUUCCAAGAUUCCAUCAUGACGAUAGGAUUCAGUGAAGAGUUGAAGGAGGUGUUGUUCCAGUCUUAUCUCGAGUCCAGACAUGACAUCCGCAAGAUUCUGUGCGAGAUGUCCAUGGACUUACCUCACUAUAAGAACCUGGAGUGGAGGUUAGAUAUCCAGGUCGCAAGCCGUUCCCUCAGACACCAGACAAAUCCAAUCAUAUUGUUGAAGCUUCUGACUCAAGAUGGUGACACCGAGGAAUCUACAGUUCUCCAAACGGAUCCAGUUAACCUCAUUCAUAUGACUAAUGUGUUGGAGAAUGCUUUGCAGGAACUGAAAUCGGCACAUUGUCGCAGGAUCGUACGAAAUAUAAAGUAAUCAUUAAAUUCCAGGUGCCACCAGUUCCCAUUCCAGGAAGAUUUCUACAGUCAGAGUUAAAAAUCGGAUGGUACUCUUGGUCUUAGCCAUUGAUAUUGCAGUAUUCAGUCCUACAGUUAGUCAAACUUCAUGAAUACCGUAGAAGCUCAAUUUUUGGAGGCCUCUGUUAGGAGACAACCUCUGUGCCAGGGACACUACUUUUGGUCAGAAAUUGGUUGUUUCUAUUCAAUUUUACCUCUGUAAACUGGAAACCUCUCAAAGUUAUAGUAUUGUUGUCAUCAGCACUGUCAGCCUCACACAGAACCCAAGUGAUUUGAGGUAUCAUGCUUCUUCUACGAUGAUGUAUACUUCGUAAAAUAAUCGAGUAGAAUCAAAGAUUGUAUAUAUAGCUAUGUAAAUAGAAAACAAUAAGCACAAUUUAUACUGGA